Talaromyces proteolyticus is the source of this 1008-nucleotide messenger RNA. Its product is annotated as putative mitochondrial inner membrane nuclease Nuc1. Gene Ontology annotation, biological process: apoptotic DNA fragmentation. The coding region runs from base 1 to 1008 and encodes 335 amino acids. The record is from RefSeq and is a predicted model, not a curated record. Gene Ontology annotation, cellular component: mitochondrial inner membrane; nucleus. NCBI's taxonomy places the organism in Eukaryota, Fungi, Ascomycota, Eurotiomycetes, Eurotiales, Trichocomaceae. The transcript has a single exon. Gene Ontology annotation, molecular function: metal ion binding; nucleic acid binding; RNA endonuclease activity.
AUGUCUAAAACCACCUUCGCCAUCUUCGCAGCUGCUGGAGCCGCCACGGGCGCUGGGGUCACAGCUCUGAUCUAUUCAGCUCGAUCUCCUCGCGAUCAGCAAGCCUCUCCUCCUCUUGCUCCUGCGCUUCCUGUCGCUCCGUCUCCAGCCGUGUCUCCGCCUAUCCACGCUCCCAGCCCGUCCCUCGCGACAAAAGCUUCCACUGCCACCCCCGUCGAUCCUUCAGGUCUUCUACAAUACGGAUUUCCAGGUCCUGUCAGCGACCCUCUCAAUACCCUACCUCUGACGGGUGCCUACGACCGCCGGAUGCGAAACCCAUCCUGGGUUGCAGAACACAUCACCCCGUAUUCACUCUCCCUCAAAAACGCGGACCGCAAGCACAGCGCUUUUGUCGAAGACACCACAAUCCCAACCAUUUUCAGAGGCAAGCUGUCCGACUACUUCCGCUCAGGCUAUGAUCGGGGCCAUCAGGUACCCGCGGCCGAUGCCAAAUGGAGCCAAGACGCCAUGGACGCAACCUUCUCGCUCAGCAACAUGUGCCCGCAGGUCGGCGAGGGCUUUAAUCGGGAUUACUGGUCACACUUUGAAGAAUUCUGCCGCAACCUGACCAAGAAAUACCCAUCAGUUCGCAUCGUCACAGGCCCAUUGUACUUGCCCAAAAAGGAUACGGACGGGAAAUAUCGCGUGUCGUACGAAGUAAUCGGCGAGCCACCAAACAUCGCUGUGCCCACGCAUUUCUACAAGGUCAUCUUUGCUGAGCACGGUACAAAUGCGACGGAUAAGGUCGCUCUAGGCGCGUUUGUGCUACCGAAUGCGCGGAUUCCGAAUACACAGCCCUUGACGGACUUCGAGGUCCCUGUCGAGGCUAUUGAGCGGGCUAGCGGUUUGGAAUUCGCGACGAAACUGGACGCUGCUCGUCGCCGGCGUUUAUGUCAAGAAGUCCGUUGUGAUGUUGUGGUGCGAGAGUUUAACAACUCGAAGAAGUCCUUGCCUGCACCCAAGCGAUGA